Messenger RNA from Odobenus rosmarus divergens (Pacific walrus), 832 nucleotides. RefSeq names its product kallikrein-related peptidase 9 (gene KLK9). Lineage: Eukaryota; Metazoa; Chordata; Mammalia; Carnivora; Odobenidae. The coding region runs from base 8 to 832 and encodes 274 amino acids. Gene Ontology annotation, biological process: proteolysis. The transcript has 5 exons. Gene Ontology annotation, molecular function: serine-type endopeptidase activity. The record is from RefSeq and is a predicted model, not a curated record.
GAAGGAGAUGGCAUGGCUUACCUUCAAGAAGCACGGGAGCCUGAAUGCAUGCUCAAGACCCAGGCACCCCGAGGUCAUGAGGCUGGGAUUCGUCUGUGCUCUGCUUUCUCUCCUGGCAGGGCAUGGUUGGGCAGACACCAGAGCCAUCGGGGCCGAGGAAUGCCGCCCCAACUCGCAGCCCUGGCAGGCUGGGCUCUUCUACCUCACCCACCUCUUCUGCGGGGCUUCCCUCAUCAGUGACCGCUGGCUGCUCACAGCUGCCCACUGCCAGAAGCCGUAUCUGUGGGUCCGCCUUGGGGAGCACCACCUCUGGCGAUGGGAGGGCCCAGAGCAACUGUUCCGGGCCACAGACUUCUUCCCCCACCCUGGGUUCAACAAGGACCUCAGGGCUCAUGACCACAAUGAUGACAUCAUGCUGAUCCGUCUGCCCAGGAAGGCAUACCUGGGACCUGCUGUGCAGCCCCUCAACCUCAGCCAGACCUGUGUCUCCCCAGGCACCCAGUGCCUCAUCUCAGGCUGGGGGGCCGUGUCCAGUCCUAAGGUGCAGUACCCACUCACGCUACAGUGUGCCAACAUCAGCAUCCUGGAUCACAAACUGUGCCAUCGGGCAUAUCCAGGCCACAUCUCAGACAGUAUGCUCUGUGCCGGCCUCUGGGAGGGGGGCCGGGGCUCCUGCCAGGGUGACUCUGGGGGCCCCCUGGUUUGCGACGGGACCCUGGCGGGUGUGGUGUCUGGGGGUGCCGAGCCCUGCUCCAGACCCCGGCGCCCUGCCGUGUACACCAGCGUGUGCCACUACGUGGACUGGAUCCGAAAGACCAUGGAGGACAACUGA